AUUGCCAAAGUCUGAAAGCAAGAACUUCCGGAUAGAUGUCCUUAGGUUCAAAAUUUAGGACUUUGUGUCAUAUAUUUUGACAAGUUUAUAACAGUAUCGUUCUGAAAAAGAGGGCAUGCUUAUGUAAUUAAAUUUCAUUGGUUUAACAAAUUGAUAAAUCCGAAAACAAUGGCAAUGCGUAACUUGGUGGAUGGGGAAUGUGGUGGGACAAAUUCUUUAAUGAAACUUACAUCACACAUGACCAAAGACAGAGCAAUGAGACAGGAGGGAUUUCUGCCCAGCAGGCCUGGUUCCAGAGUUCAACAUCCUAUUGAAAGACCACUUGCAGAAGCAGCUCCCCAUGAAUUGGUAGAUGAAUUCCUUGGUAGUCAGCGUGUUGCCAUGGCACCACAGACAUUCCAUAUGGGCAGUUUACUGCAGGAGAUGAGGGAGAUUGAGGGUGCAGAACAACACUUUGUACCACAAAGAGCACCAGCAAUUGCAGAGAUGGCUAUUACAGACCCAGGAGGGUGGGCUAGUGAGUUCUUAGCAACAGAGAAUGAAAAGCCUGAUGAUUGGUCACACGAGUUUCAUGGUAACAUCCCUAGCAACCAGUUGGCUAGAGUUCCACCAAUGAACAUGAAGUGGGCAGAGGAAUAUUUAGACCAGACAGAACACAGACCUUGGACUGAAGAGUCAGAAAGAGAGAUUUUAGACGAUAACAAAUGGAUUGAUGAUUUCCAAUCUUCUGAAGGGGACUUGCAGAAAACUGCACAAGAUUUACUGGACAGUGUUGAUGAUCCAAAACUAAACAGCUCAGAGUUCAUGAGAUUUGUAAAAAAGAUCAGUGAGGGUGAUGUAACAAUUAAAGAUAAUGAAGUUAUAGAAAAAUCGGUUGAUGAAAAAUCUGAGGAAUGGGCGAAUGAGUUUGCUAUGAAAGGUCAAGAAACUCUUCCAAAUAGUCAGAGAUCUCUGGUAGACAAAUGGGAGGAGGAGUUUAUGUCAGAGAAGAGUGUGAAUGAUGCUGAGUUCUGGGAGAAACUGGAACAACAUUGGCAAGAUGUAGCACAGACAGGAGAAGAAAAUGCCUGGUUGACAGACUUUGAGGAUUCUCAGCCCUAUAAGGAGUACAAAUUUGAAGAAGACAACCCAUUGAUGAAUCACCCAGAUCCUUUUCAAGCGGGUCUUGAGAAGUUACAGCAGGGAGAUAUACCAAAUGCUGUGUUGUUGUUUGAGGCUGCUGUAAAGAAAGAUGAAACACAUGCUGAGGCAUGGCAGUAUUUGGGCACAACACAGGCAGAAAAUGAACAAGAACCUGCGGCCAUUGCAGCUCUCAAUAAAUGUUUAGAGUUGGAUUCCGGUAACCUCGUAGCCUUGAUGUCACUGGCUGUCAGUUAUACCAACGAGUCGCUGGCAUCUCAUGCCUGUCACACACUCAAACUCUGGCUGAAAAACAAUCCGAAAUACACGCAUCUCGUACCUGAACCGGUGGAGGCACAACCUAAAGUAUCCUCAUAUGUUUCCAGUCAUGAACAUCAACAGAUCCAAGGUUUAUACAUCAGUGCAGCACGUGCCGUGCCUCAGGGAGAAAUAGACGCAGAUGUACAGAGCGGUCUCGGAGUUUUGUUCAACUUGAGUGGAGAAUAUGAUAAAGCUGUAGAUUGCUUUUCUGCUGCACUACAAGUCCGUCCAAAGGAUGCCUUACUAUGGAACAAACUUGGUGCAACAUUAGCCAAUGGUAGUCGUAGUGAGGAAGCUGUGGAUGCUUACCAUAAUGCAUUGCAUCUGUCACCCGGUUUCAUACGAUCCCGAUAUAAUCUUGGUAUUGCUUGCAUUAAUCUUGGAGCCCACAAGGAGGCGGUUGAGCAUUUUCUUGCUGCCUUAAGUAUGCAAAAACAGAGUCACGGAAUGAAAGAUCCGCAGUCAGUGAUGUCUCAGAAUAUCUGGAGUACCUUAAGAAUGGCAAUUUCACUUAUGGGUAGGCCCGAACUUUACCAGUACUGUGAUAAUAAAGACGUGGACUCACUAAACAAUGUGUUCGGUAUGAAUUCAAAUUCUUGAUGGAAAAUUAAUGAUGGAAAGCUUGACGAUGGUUCAGUGAUUUUAAAUGGCUCAAUUUUAUCACAGAGAGGAAAAUUUGUUAGUGAUUACGACUGUGAUUCUGACUCAUAUGUCAGGGAAAAAGAAGAUAUUUGUGAAAUGAAAGGAUAUCAACAGCUUAGGAAUGGCAGAAAUAAUCAGAGUAAAAGUGGUUUUGAUUCUGACUUUGUAGAGAUUACCAGUAAAAUAAUUGAGACAGAUAAAAUGAAAAAGGUUUCACAUGGUGGAAGGGACAAGAAAAAAAUUGAAACUACAUCAACAUUUAUAGGGCAUGUUGUUGCAAAUCAGUGUGGGAUAAUGCUUUCUACACAAAAAGGAGAAUCAUGUUUAACACUAUACUCAGAGAAAAUGAAAACUAAUUAUGCAAAAUCAUGUGAUUUAGAUAACAAUUUUGAUAAGGAAGAGGGUGUUUCCUCUGAGAGUACGGACAAUUGUGCAUCAAAUUGUUUUGCUGAGAGUGAAGAAUGUUUGCCAGGUGUUCUUAAACUGAUCUUUGAUUGAAAAAGUGAACCAGCAAAUUGUGAAUGGGAAAUCCCAUAUAAGGAUGAGAUGCUUAAAACAAUAGUUUCUGGCUUUGUCUUCUAAUAGGGUUAGGGUUGGGUUUUUUUUUCGUCAUCACAAGUCAUUGACAUUGUAGGUCUGUUUUAUCCCUGUUACAAUCAGAAUUUUAAUCAAAGCCUUGAAGUGUCUGAUGGUUGUGGGGUUUCGGUAGAUUUAUUUUCUGUUUAAAUGCCAUUCUAUGAAUAUACAUGAAUGAAAAACAAAAACAAAUUUAAUGUGCCUCAUAUCUAAGAUGAACUCUGCCUGACCCAGCUUGUGGUGUAACCAUGGGCUGGAAUACCUUAUCAUUGAUAGAUCUUAUAUAAUCUAAAUGGUCAGUGUGAGUGGAUACAGGUUGAAUAAGAACUGCUUGUUCAUUGAUAAUUCAUCCGCACUGUUCAUGAAUGGGACUAUUUUGUGUAGCACAUGAACAUCCUUUGGAUGUGAUUCGGAAUAAAAUAAAGAUGUUAUGAUUGUCAGAAAUACACUUUAACUUUGGUAGCGGGAUAAACACGCAACCAAAAACAAAUCAUCAACAUACCAUUGAUAUAUAAAAAUUCAAAAAGUUCCUAAUAGCUGUACUGCCCUUGGAGUUCGUUAGAAUGGUGUAUGAUAUCGAUGGUGUUGCACUAUAUUUAACCUUUAACCUACUGGCGGCAAGUGAUUCUGUCUUUGCUACCAAUGCAGACCAUAAAUCUGCUUGCACAUCCUUGCAAGCUAUUCUUGGUCUGCAUGGUUCACUAUUUAGUCAGUAAAUUUGCAGUGAACACCCCUUUGAGUAAUAAGUGGUACUGCCCAAAUUGAAUGAUGAACCAGUUCAUUUUAGAAAUUUAGCAGAGUAAAGUCUAAAGAGAAGUCAAGGAAAUCCCU
Molecule: messenger RNA, 3489 nt
Organism: Mercenaria mercenaria
Lineage: Eukaryota; Metazoa; Mollusca; Bivalvia; Venerida; Veneridae
Product: peroxisomal targeting signal 1 receptor-like
Exons: 16
Coding region: 169-2040 (623 amino acids)
Biological process (GO): protein import into peroxisome matrix, docking
Cellular component (GO): cytosol; peroxisomal membrane
Molecular function (GO): protein binding
Source: RefSeq, a predicted model, not a curated record